AUGGACCCCAUCACUCUGAGCCGACGCGAUGAAAACGUCCUUGAGAAGAUGAAAGAUCCGGAAUCGGACCCAUCAACAUCGAUCCUUGUUGAUUCGACUUUGCCAAAAGACCCCAACGUCACCGAGCCGAGUAUAUAUGAGCGGGUCUCAAAACGCGAGAAGGACAUUGUACUGUCAAUGCAGCAACUCGAGAUGCAGUUGGCCGGCAUUAAGGUUUUGAGAUCAGUGCAGGACCCUGUCCAAGAAUAUGCAGCAUGCGUGUCCCAUCUUGGAGAGCUCAUCUCAGAAUUUCCAAACUAUGCCAGCGCUCGCAAUAACAGGGCACAAGCACUCAGGCGGCUGCACGGAGACAAACUCUUAUCGAAAGUGCUGGAUAUGCAAGCUCUAAAGCAAGACGCAAGCAAUGAGGAGCGAGCACAAGCCGCAAUAACAUUGCUCGGCGACUUGGACGAAGCCAUCUCCCUGCUGACGCCCAAGAGCGUCUUUGGAUCAAUCUCGCCAGUAGCUGGGAGAACUCUGUCCUUGGCACACACGCAGCGCGGUGCAAUCUACCACAUGACGGCAAAGUCUGCCUCGGCAGAGCGUCAGGAUCUCGGAGAAAGGAGAGAAGCUGUUUGGAGCAUUGUAGAUUUUGAGACGGCGGCAUCCAGAGAUUUUGCGCUCGGAGGAAAAUAUGGCAACGAUAUAGCAAAGGGUUUGGCGGUAGCGACAAACCCCACUGCGAAGUUAUGCGGUCAGAUGGUGAGAGAAGCAAUGAAGAAGGAGUAUGGCCCGGCUUUUGAGGGCCUGUGA
Messenger RNA from Pestalotiopsis fici W106-1, 792 nucleotides. RefSeq lists its product as uncharacterized. Gene Ontology annotation, biological process: cilium assembly. The record is from RefSeq and is a predicted model, not a curated record. The transcript has a single exon. Lineage: Eukaryota; Fungi; Ascomycota; Sordariomycetes; Amphisphaeriales; Sporocadaceae. Bases 1 to 792 code for a protein of 263 amino acids.